Spinacia oleracea (spinach) is the source of this 2621-nucleotide messenger RNA. Its product is annotated as probable protein S-acyltransferase 22. Gene Ontology annotation, biological process: protein targeting to membrane; peptidyl-L-cysteine S-palmitoylation. Gene Ontology annotation, cellular component: Golgi apparatus; endoplasmic reticulum. Lineage: Eukaryota; Viridiplantae; Streptophyta; Magnoliopsida; Caryophyllales; Amaranthaceae. The record is from RefSeq and is a predicted model, not a curated record. The coding region runs from base 390 to 2261 and encodes 623 amino acids. Gene Ontology annotation, molecular function: protein-cysteine S-palmitoyltransferase activity. The transcript has 9 exons.
ACUGAAACAGGCAAAUCAGCCAAAAAGUGAAAAGAGCUUUUAAGCAUUGAGUGACUAUAAUUGGUCUUGCAAAAGAAAAUACAACCACCACUCCGACACUCCUCCUCUUCACUCCACACACCCACCUUCUUCAACUUUCUCUCUCCUCCUCCCAACCUCUGCUGUUUCAGAUCUCCAUAACCCCAGUUUCUAAAAGCUCACAGAACACAACACAUAAACAAACCCCAUUUUUUCAUUUUCUGUCAACUUCUAUACCCACAUUUAUUUCUCCUAAAUAAUGACCAUCCAUCCAAAAUACCCUUUAUUUCCCGGGAAUUUAGGGAAACUUUGAGCACUAAUUUUACUUCACAAUCACCAAUUUCCCAUUUCCCAUUUCUUCAAAAAAAAUUAUGAGAAAGCAUGGAUGGCAACUUCCUUAUCACCCACUUCAGGUGGUUGCAGUAGCAGUGUUUCUAGCACUGGGUUUUGCAUUCUAUGUAUUUUUUGCUCCUUUUGUUGGAAAGGAGCUUUACCAGUACAUCAUUAUGGGCCUCUACACUCCUCUUAUAGUAAGUGCUUUUGGACUAUAUAUCUGGUGUGCAGCGUCUGAUCCAGCGGACCCAGGAGUUUUCAGGUCUAAGAAGUACCUUAAAACAUCAUGCAAAGGCAAACAUACCGAAGCAAAGGACUUAAAGCUAGGAGGGGGGUCUGUUUCGUCUAAGCAAUUUGCGAUUGCGGGAGAGAAUAGUAACAAACCUCAUGAUGGAAGUGUCAAGAGCGCAGAUGUUAACAUGGAAGAUUUUGAUGCUGAACAUGAACAAAAUGUUGGAUCAUCAAAUUGUUUAUCUUGUGUUUUGGGAGUAUUGUUCUUUCCUUGUACUUUUCUUUGCAACUGCAUGAGCUCAUCAGAAGAAUCUUCAGAGCAGCAAAUAAGUGAAGAAGGAAUGUUCUAUUGCAGUUUAUGUGAAGUUGAGGUUUUCAAGUACAGCAAGCAUUGUAGAGUUUGUGAUAAAUGUGUUGAUUGUUUUGAUCACCACUGCCGGUGGCUAAAUAACUGUAUAGGCAAAGGCAACUAUCGGAAGUUUUUCACCCUCAUGGUUGUGUCACUUCUAUUGCUAAUUCUUCAAUGGUCAACUGGGAUCCUUGUCUUGAUUUGCUCUUUUCUUGAGAGGAAGAGAUUCAGUGCAGAGAUUGUUGCAAAGCUGGGAAGCAGUUUCUCUCUGGUGCCAUUUAUUAUUGUAGUGGCCAUGUGCACCAUUUUGGCUAUGAUAGCAACCCUACCACUGGCUCAGCUUUUCUUUUUCCACAUCCUCCUCAUAAAGAAGGGGCUUAGCACAUAUGACUAUAUUGUAGCUCUGAGAGAGCAGGAGCAACAAGAAGUUGGAGGUGGACAGAGUCCUCAGAUGUCUCAAGUUAGUUCUCUUACGGGAUUGAGCAGUGCUAGUUCGUUCAACACUUUCCGGCGGGGUGCCUGGUGUACACCCCCACGGUUGUUUCUUGAGGAUCAGUUUGAUGUAGUUCCUCCAGACACUGGAUCGGUAAGUUCGUAUGGUAAAAAGGGUGCAAUAGAGGAACCAAUGAAGAAAAAGAAUCCAGCUGUAAAGAUUAGCCCAUGGACAUUAGCCCGUUUAAAUGCGGAAGAGGUUUCGAAGGCUGCUGCAGAGGCAAGGAAGAAGUCCAAGAUUCUGCAGCCUGUUACAAGACGUGAGGGUCCAAUUAACCUUGAAAGGGACAGCAGUUUUGGUAGUGGCCGACGGGUUGUCUCCAGAGUUGAUCACAAUAGAAGGCGAAAUAGUAAACGGGUAAGACUGCCCUCUGAUUUACCCCUUGAGCAGCUGGUGAAUGUAUCUGGUAAAACAACAACAAAAGCAUCAUCAUCAAGUAGCAUGGCUCCUCUCCAGCUAGAAGCAAGAAGUGCCUUCCGAACUAGCAUGGCUAUGUCGAGUGGAGCUAACAUCAUGGCUGGGUCCUCCCCUGAGAGCAGCAUAGACUCGCCUGAUGUGCAUCCAUUUCGUCUUUCCUCUUCUGGUGCGGAAGAAUCUAGAAGGCUUACUGGUCUGCAAGUGGCUGGUGGAGGUGUACUGCCUGGGAUUCCACUGUCAAGAUCGACCAGUGAUGGAUAUGAACCUUCUGGCGGAGAAGACAGCGAUCAGGUUCCUUCAAGGCCUGAGGAAAGGACAGUAAACUGGACUAGUUUACUCUUCAGGUCAAACCAAGAUGGAGGAACGCUCAGUUUAAAGGGACCAUCCGCAUUUAACCAGGGCAACCUUAGAAAGUUCUAAAGGGAUGAAAUUUAGUGAAUAUGUUGAUUUCUUUUCUAGGGUUUUGGAAUUUGGAGGGUCAAUUAUCUUUCAUUUGUGGGUUUUAAAGCACCAUCAGAAUCAGUUGGUCCUAUCUCCCAAGGCAUUGUGCAGGAUCUAACCUUGACUGAUCAUGCUAUUUUAGCGAUGUUUCUGAAAGAAAAAAAAUAUGUCAGGUAGAUGUUGUAGGGCAUGUAAUUUAUUACCAAAUACCUCUAUGUGUAGAAUUUUGCUAGGAAUGUCUAGGCAGUUUUCUUUUUCUGAGUGUCUUUGCAAUCGAAAUUUCCAACUGUGUAGAACUCUUAAAAAUAUCAACAUUAUUCGAAUUCUUUGAUUACCAAA